UCUACCACUGAGCUAAAUCCUCAACCCCCAAGAUACCUUUUAAAAAGAAAAAAGUGGGUGUCCCUGCACGGCGAGUGAAGUCAGAGACCGACCAUGGUGGCUCAAGAGGUCACUGAUGAGGUUCCUCAUCAAGGGAAGUGUGGCUGGAGGAACAGUCUACCUUGUUUAUGACCAGGAGCUGCUAGGGCCUAGUGACAAGAGCCAGGCUGCCCUGCAGAAGGCUGAGGAAGUUGUGCCACCAGCAAUGCACCAAUUCCACCAAUAUGUGUGCCAUCAGACACGUCUGGAGAUGCCGCAGCUCCCAGGCCCUUCAAAGACUAACUUUCCAAACUUCCGUGAUCCCUGGAACUCAGGCAUCGUCUCAGCCAUGGCAGCCUUGUCUGUGGCCCCCUCUUAGGCCUGAGAAUACUGGGAGUAUGUCAAAGAGCACAGAAAGUAAUGGAUGCCACCUGCCCCAGCACUGUGGGGGUCAAGACCAGGAUGCCACAGACACCCCAGUGGGGACCUCACUCUGAAGGCAGCUUCCAGCACUGCUGGCCCAAUAAAGGACAUGGGAAUGGUCCCCAACGGGUGUUCCUGUGGGAGGAUGUAACAUGAACCCAGGAUCCUGGCAGCCCUUGCUUUAUGGGAGGAGUCCUGGCCAACAGGGAUCUAUCUCUCUGUUCCAGAUGUAAUGUUUGGAGCUUUUAAAACAAAAGCGGGAUGGGAUGAAGAGGUAGCCCAGCAGGUAAGAGCACUGGUUGCUCUUUUAGAGAACCCUAGUUCAGUUCCCUGCGUCCACAUGGUGAUUCAUAAUGGCUGUAACUGCGGUGCCAGGGGGUCCAAUGCCUUUUCCUAGCCUUGGCGAGCACAGCAUGCAUAUAUGCAGGCCUACAUGUAUGCAAAAUACCCAUACAAGUCACAUAAAAUAAUUCUUAACCUUUUCUACUUAAAAAAAGAAAAGCAAGAAAAGACAAAGAGGGUGGGCUGGAGUGAAGGAAGAGAGGAGAAGAAAACAUGAACCAGACACAGUAAUUCAUGCCUAUAAUCAGAGCAUUUAGGGGGCAGGGGCAGGAGAUCAGGUCAAGCCUGGGAUGGGAAAAAAGUAAGGAAAUGAAUAGACUGAGCUAAGGGUGUGGCUCGGUGACAGAACACUUCUUGGAAUGUCAAGGCCCUAGGUUCAAUAUCCAACACAGUAAAAAAUAAUACAAUUUCACAAGCAAUCAAACAUAAUUGAUUUUUAUAGACACUUGGGAAGCCUGUAACAUGAACUCCUGUUGGGUUUCCAGGCAGCCACACAUGCUACACAUCAUUUGGGGACAAUUUUUAAACUCAGAAACUGGGUAUUGGGACUGGUUAAGUGAAGAAGCCAGGAUCAAUGAAUGGCCAGAUGGACUCAGAAAAUCCCUCAUCCUUAUCACAUGGGACCUUCCAACUAACAGGGUGCCUGCCCUUGACCUUCAGAAUAAAUGCUUAAAUUAAGGCACAGCGGUACACACCAAGAACCCUCGGACUUGGAAGGGCAGCCUGGGCCACCUAGAGAAACCCUAUCAAAGAGGAAGAGGAGGAAAAGAUUGAGAUUGGUGGAGGGUGGGGGGAGGCCACAGGGAGAGGGGAAGAGAAAGGUCAGAAAGGCUUAAUAGAAAGAGAGGAUGGAAAUACCAACCCAAAUUCUGGGUUAUUAUCAAGUAUUUGUUUCAGAAUAAGAGGCAGGCCAAGCUCUGUCUACAUAUGAACCUGGAAAAGCCACAUCCUCAUCCUUGGAGAAGCUAACACAUGCAACCCCUGCUCAGAGUCCUUGGCUACGAAUGGUCCUCAAGGAUGACUAGAGGAUCAGUCAACCCGCCGGGUAAUUACUGAGAUUUGCUCCGAGCAGAUGACACUGCCUGGUCCAUGUCUUAAAGAUGCUAAGGUGAAAACAAGUCACUUGUGAAGCAAAGUCCAGUGUUCCAAAAGAUACAGAGCUGGUGACAGGGCUACAGGAAGGAGAAGAACACAGAGAGAGGAUUAUCCCAAGAGAAGGCAGGAGUCAGGUGGCACACGUAUUUAAUCUGAGCACUCAGGAGACAGAGGCAAGUGGAUCUCCGUGAGUUCAAGACCAGCCUGGUGUUCGCGUCAAGUUCAAGGACAUCUAGUUCUUUAAUAAUAGACACCCUGUUUUCAAAAGGGAGAGGAGAGGUAGGACCCAACUAUGUCUUGAUGCUGGAAGAGGAUGAGCAGGGAAACAGGAUCAGCCUGGGGCUCGUAAGAAGGCACAAGGCAGCUGGCAAGAUGGCUUGAAGAGUGAACACACUUUGCCACGCGUGCCUGAGGUGCUCAGUUCAGUUCAGGACCCACAUAACGAUGGAAGGGGAAACCAAAUUCUACAACGUUCUACUAUGUGCACAUGCGCACACAUGAACACACACACACACACAAACACUAAAAUAUUUCUUAAAGCAGCAGUGUUCUGGGUGGAUGUGAGGACACAGCUCCUGGGAGCAGAGGCCUCUGCUGGUAGAAUAUUGCAAGGGAAAUAUCACAAUGCCUAGGUUGGGCAUUCAGGACUGGAGAGAUCCUGACUAAGAUCCUUGGGGUUUAUCCCAGCUCUGACACCCCCCACACCCAUAAGUGCACAUGUGCACUCCCUCCUCUGUAACUAGCCUCCAGCCGGUUUUCUGGGUUUUUGAGUUUGGGCCCAGGCUGGCUGCAAACUCAGCACACAGGCAAGGAUGACCUUGAAUUCCUGAUCAAGUGCCAGGAUCACAGGUGUACACCCGUGUCCAGUUUGAGUCUUACAAUAUCUAACACAGCAUCAACACACAGCUUCGGUUUACACAGACAUGCUAUAAUAUUUCACUGCAAAUUCAAGUUCUGUUUUCUCUACGACUUCUGCUCAGCCCAAAUCCACUCUAAGAAAUAAAGACCACUGGGGACAAGGAAGUUGGGGUGCAUCUGGGAGGAGUUGGGGGUAAUAGGAUCAAAAUACAUUGUAUGAAAUUCUUACAGAAUUAAUUAAAAAAUCAAUAAAAACUUUUACAAAAGGAAAUAAAGGCCAUUAAGUAACAGGAAGGACUUGGAUGGAGGGCAGGAUGGGCAAG
Messenger RNA from Rattus norvegicus (Norway rat), 3059 nucleotides. The record is from RefSeq and is a predicted model, not a curated record. Lineage: Eukaryota; Metazoa; Chordata; Mammalia; Rodentia; Muridae.